Messenger RNA from Oldenlandia corymbosa var. corymbosa, 396 nucleotides. Lineage: Eukaryota; Viridiplantae; Streptophyta; Magnoliopsida; Gentianales; Rubiaceae. The record is from the annotation of a GenBank genome assembly.
AUGUUCAACGAAACUGAUGACAUGCAAAUUAGCACGGACUGGUUCAAUGGCCGUCCUAGAGGAACUGAUAAUCAGAUCAACACUGGAUUUUACCACGAUUUGAUUACAGAAGGUAGUAUCAUCAAGGAAUUAGGGCUCAUAGUAAGGUUUUUAGACACCAUCUAUUUCAGUGGAUUUUGCGCAAAUAGUAAAGAUAUAAGAAAAGUGGCCACUGUCCAUGCGAAUUGCUGUCGGAGUAUUGUUGCUAAGGUUGCGGAUUUAACAAGAGUUUUAAGAGAUUGGGAGGCGUCAAAGAAGUUUAUUAGAAAUCCGGCAGCCAAUUAUAGUGAGUUCAAAUGGUCAAGUCAUUCUGACUGUAAAAAAUCUUGGAAGGACCCACCUCCAAAUUUGAUCUAG